Dichomitus squalens LYAD-421 SS1 is the source of this 513-nucleotide messenger RNA. RefSeq names its product acyl-CoA N-acyltransferase. The record is from RefSeq and is a predicted model, not a curated record. Gene Ontology annotation, biological process: mitotic sister chromatid cohesion. Gene Ontology annotation, cellular component: NatA complex. NCBI's taxonomy places the organism in Eukaryota, Fungi, Basidiomycota, Agaricomycetes, Polyporales, Polyporaceae. The transcript is spliced from 4 exons. Bases 1 to 513 code for a protein of 170 amino acids. Gene Ontology annotation, molecular function: acyltransferase activity, transferring groups other than amino-acyl groups.
AUGUCCUCUCGCACGACCUCCUCAAAGGUUUCUUUCGCGGCCGUCACCCCGAACAACCUUGGGACCGUGCGAAAGCUCAACUCUGUCCUCUUCCCCAUCAAGUACAGCGAAAAGUUCUACAGUGACAUCGUCCAGCCCGAUGUAGAGGACUUCUGUCAGCUCAUCUACUACAAUGAUAUUCCGAUAGGGACUAUGUGCUGCAGGGUUGAGGAGAAGGAUGGGCAGGCGAAGUUAUACCUUAUGACAUUGGCAGUGCUUGCGCCAUAUCGCUCGAGAGGCAUUGGCUCGCAGAGUCUGCAACAUCUCAUCGACGCUGCGGCCGCUCAUACCAAGCCCAAAAUCACCGCCAUCUACCUCCAUGUCCAGGUCUCGAACGAAGACGCGAAGCGGUUCUAUGAACGGCAUGGAUUCAAAGAAGUGGGCUUGUAUGAAAACUACUAUAAGAAGAUUUCGCCGCAUGACGCGUGGAUACUGCAAAGAGAUAUCGAGCCGAAGACCGUGGAGGGCAAGUGA